AGUCACUAGUCUUGAUAUUUCUUAUCCUCAGGCUCCUAGCUCCAUGAAAUCUGUAUUACAGGCUGCCUGGCUUUUGACAGUAGCCUUCGGGAACUUGAUUGUUGUCGUCAUAGCCAAGCUCCGUUUGUUUAACAAACAGUCGUUGGAAUUCUUCAUGUUCUCUGGCCUGAUGGCGAUAGACAUGUUGAUAUUUGCAGCUAUGGCAUAUUACUACAAGUACGUCAAUCAGCCGCAAGAGGUGCUCGAUAGUGAGAAAUCUCCAGAAUCAACGGAGAAAGAUGCCAAAGUCUAUCCUAAACUUAGCGGUGUUCACAACGAGGGUUUUCUGGAGGAUACAAAGAUGUGAUGAUGUUGGACGUAGAGAAUGACCAGUGAACAACACAAAAUACUAGGAAACAAAAUGCAGAGAAGACUGUAAAGUAUCGGAAUUCCUAAUAUAUACGCAAAUAGGAGAACACCAGACUUUCCAUACACGCUCACGAGUAUGCAUUAGUUGAUUUCUAGAGUCCGUUUAGAGUCGAUCCAUUACGAAAACUUUGAAAAUUGGUGUUUUUAAGUAUACUGCUUAAUAAAACCAAUCAUAAUCGUGUGAGCAAUUUUAUUUUGUUUGAAACUUAAUAUAUUAAUCUAAGUAUAGUAUUUACAUAGUUACUUUACUAAUUUAUCUGGGUUAGGGACAACAUGGUAAGAAUAUUACCUAACAUUUGGUUUAGUUGUGAGAAUUUCCACGAGAAUACUAUAUAAAUUUUGCUCAUCAGAUUCCACUAGUUGAAAUUGACUUUAAGCGCCACCUCUUAGAUUUUCUAGCAACCAGUUUGGCUUUUCACAAAAAUCUUCUUUGAAUGUGAAAAAAAUUAGAGAAAAAUAGCUGACAAUUUUAUGCUUACUUUCUGAAAUAUCUUCGUCUCUGCUCUCACCAAGAUUUUCGGAAAGCGCCAGAACUUGCAAACAAAUGUUCUACAACAGCGUUUCUCAACCAUUUCGAUACCAGAGAUCGUCUGCUUCCAUAACUCAUCAUGAACCACUAAAAUGCAAGUACAAUGAAAAAUCAUUUCGAUUUACAAAGGAAUAUUCUGUCAGUUUUUGUCGUAAAAUCCUACGGACAGGAAAGGUGGUUGUGACAGAUCAAUGCUUGUCCUCGGCCUGAUGGUUGAGAAACACUGUUCUACAAUAACCACCAUGCAUAUCUUUC
Molecule: messenger RNA, 1192 nt
Organism: Limulus polyphemus (Atlantic horseshoe crab)
Lineage: Eukaryota; Metazoa; Arthropoda; Merostomata; Xiphosura; Limulidae
Product: solute carrier family 15 member 1-like
Exons: 3
Coding region: 44-346 (100 amino acids)
Source: RefSeq, a predicted model, not a curated record